AUGCCGGAGGAGAUUGGUUGGAUAAGGGCUGCGUGUGGAAUUCUUGCACGAUGCCGUAAUGUCCUUAUAGACGAUAUUUUAGAACGGAAGCGAAUUUUACUGAGUUCGCUCUGCAAGUGGAAAGUGGGCAGUUACCUGUGGAUGGUCGUGGCGAUGGGUAUAUUCCACCUGAAACUGCUGUAUGCCAUCACCUGUCCGGUGCACUCGCUGCUUACCAAAGGAUUCAAGGCUACCAUUUACUCCGAUGGAGAGAUGCGUCUGCCACGCUUCUCUUUUUGCAAAGUUCGUGGCCAGGCGACAAUGGUAUUGUUCGCCCUUUCAGCAAUUUGGCAUUGCUUCACAUGGCCUAACCCGAUGACUGCUCUACAGUGGAAUUUUAGUGUUCGACCACAAGUGAAUUUCAAGCCACAAAUGUCUUUGGUUGCAAAAAGCCAUUCGGCACCACAGGUAAGAUCAACUUCCUGCCCGGAUCAAAUCACAAUUACUCGAUCUCAAUCCGAAACAACGCAAUGCAAAAUGAGUGGAAAAGUGGAUUUAGGCGUUGACAUACGCCUUAAAAAUAUUAUUCUAGAUCCCAUUUUAACUGUUUAUGAAACCAUUAUCAAUUCUCUAUCGUUAGCGAGUGAAAUCGCUGCUAGUAUACUCGAGUGA
Brugia malayi is the source of this 651-nucleotide messenger RNA. RefSeq lists its product as uncharacterized. The transcript has 4 exons. NCBI's taxonomy places the organism in Eukaryota, Metazoa, Nematoda, Chromadorea, Rhabditida, Onchocercidae. The record is from RefSeq and is a predicted model, not a curated record. Bases 1 to 651 code for a protein of 216 amino acids.